This is a messenger RNA of Poecilia latipinna (sailfin molly), 2900 nucleotides long. It is a transcript of the gene cnn1b, whose product is annotated as calponin 1, basic, smooth muscle, b. The coding region runs from base 216 to 1112 and encodes 298 amino acids. The record is from RefSeq and is a predicted model, not a curated record. Gene Ontology annotation, molecular function: actin filament binding. Gene Ontology annotation, cellular component: actin cytoskeleton. Gene Ontology annotation, biological process: actin filament organization; actomyosin structure organization. NCBI's taxonomy places the organism in Eukaryota, Metazoa, Chordata, Actinopteri, Cyprinodontiformes, Poeciliidae. The transcript is spliced from 7 exons.
GUUGGAAGGUUGUCAGAAAGCCUCAACAGCUGGUCGGUACCGCGGCUAAUUAACAUACAAGCUGUUUAUUCAAACACACAACUCCUCCGGGUUUCCUGAGGACUUCCGUGCUGCGUGUCCCUGCACUCGGACAGAGCACCGCAACCUGUUUUCUCCAUUUUUUCCCCCCGUCUUUUUCUUCCCUCGGCUCCAUCUGCGGACAGACAAACUGCAGGAUGACAACACAUUUCAGGAGCGGCCCGGCUUUUGGACUUUCUGCUGAGGUCAAGAGUAAGCUGGCUGGGAAGUACGACCCACACAAGGAGGAGGAGCUGAGGCUGUGGAUCGAGGACGUGACCGGCAAACGAAUUGGAGAGAACUUCAUGGAGAGUCUGAAGGACGGAGUGUUGUUGUGCGAACUCAUUAACGUUCUACAGCCAGGUUCAGUGAGGAAGAUCAACCACUCCAGUCAGAACUGGCACAAGCUGGAAAACAUCGGGAAUUUUGUCCGCGCCAUCACGGAGUACGGCCUGAAGCCGCACGACAUCUUCGAGGCCAACGAUCUAUUUGAGAACGUCAACCACACGCAGGUUCAGUGUUCCCUCAUCGCCCUGGCUGGAAUGGCCAAAUCUAAAGGUUUCCAUUCAAAGUACGAUCUGGGCGUCAAGUACGCUGAGAAGCAGCAGCGGUACUUUGCUCCCGAGAAGCUCAGGGAAGGACGGAACAUCAUCGGCCUGCAGAUGGGAACCAACAAGCUCGCUAGCCAGAAGGGCAUGACCUCCUACGGUACACGACGCCAUCUUUACGAUGCCAAAAUCGCCAUGGAUACCCCAGUGGACCAGUCUACAAUCAGCCUACAAAUGGGCACCAACAAGGGGGCCAGUCAGGCUGGCAUGAUGGCACCAGGAACCAGGCGGCACAUCUUCGACAAGAAGCUGCAGCUGGAGAAAUGCGACACCUCCACCAUCUCCCUGCAGAUGGGCACCAACAAGGUGGCCUCCCAGCAGGGCAUGACCACCUACGGCCUGCCGCGCCAGGUCUACGACACCAAAUACUGCGCCAACCCCGUGGACACCUACUACAACAACGGCAGCGAGGCAGAGUUCGACGGCUACAACCAGUACUCUGACUAAAGAAGCCACGCCCCCACAGCCCCUCCCCUUCCCUUUGCUUUAACGCCAGACAUCCCUCCACAGCUGUCUCUGCGACAAGCAAAGCCUCCAGACUCUAAAUGACGUCGUGGCGUCAUUAGUUCCCCCAAUCGUUUUUUUCAAACAUGUUUUUACGCCGAAGGAUUUUAUAUUUUUGCUUUUCCAUGAGCACGAGAUAAAAUAAAAUGUUGUUUACACUGGCCUUGUGUCACAAAAAAAGGUCAUGCUGUGGCUGACUUCUGUUGCCGUGGUUAUUUGUAGAAAAUACCCAUGCUGCAAAAAGUAGAGAUAUAUUGAUCUUUGCUAUUUAUAGUUUUUUUUUUUUUUUUACUGCUUUUUUUUUUUAUUCAGAUUUUAACUCCUGGUACCCUUAACUUCUCGCUGUUGCCUUUCCAAACAUGUUUGAACACUGAUGGGAGUAGAAUCAGGAAGUUGGUGCUAUUGAACUUUGACCCAACCACAUUAAAGGCUCCGCAGGCUGGAAGGAAAGUUUGGGAAGGAAACAUCGGAGCCACAGAUUGAUCUGUAAAACGACAGAUGCCGAUCCAGCAACGUCGGCCAUCAAACGGCGCUGACCUGUGUGGCUCGUUGGCGGCAUUCGGGGUUCUGAGGAAGCGUUCGGAAUGCUUUUCGGUCACAACUGUUCACCGCUUUCACAGAGGAACACACGUCUGUGUAAUGAUGUGUAGUUAGAGGUGUGGAGAACAUAUUUAUCAGUAGUUUCUUGUAUUGCACGCAAGUCCACUUAAGUCACCCUUUGUUUUGUCAGCAGUUUCCUUCUGUAGUUAAUUUAGGCGUUGGUGUUGUUGCUUCACUUGCACUUGAGGUUUUGUGCAGAAAAUGGUGGUGGAAUGUUACAAGCUACAAUUCAGAAAUUACAAAUAAUUUAGUAUCGCUACAGUGGCGCCUCGGGUUAACACAGUUAAAGAACCGCAACCAUUAGCAAUUUAGUAAAACCUGCAAAUAACUGAGACUCCUCAAAAGUUUAUAACUAAGGGCGCAACGAUUGCAAUAUUUUGGCCGAUCGACCAUUAAGGAGCCUGACAAUUUAUUUUUUUUCCCCCUCUAAAUGUAGUGACUAAGUUGGCAACAGUAGGGUGACUAAUGUGACGUAGUGGCCAGAUUUCCGUCUGCGCUCUCGCUGCAGAGAAAUGGGGAAAGAGGCUGAUUCUUAGACCUUUGCAGAUGUAAAUAAAACCCAAACGCAUGUGCUGAUUACCAAAAUUAAGUAAAUCUGAGUAAACCCCCCACCCCCACAUCAAACUGCAACACAUGGGGCCAAGCAUGAAGAGCAGGUAGUGGGAACAACGUGCCACCAUUCUCAAAUCUGAUUGGCUUACAGACGAGGGCUGAGCAUCAGCAACGGCAACUAAUGGAAAACUGGGCCUAUAGAAAUAUUUAUGAUCACUUUAUUGUAGGGUUGCAGAUGCCACUCAUUGUGAUGCAUUAUCCAAUUGGUUCAAUUAAUUGGCUGUAUGACUAAUGGAAGUACGCCAUCUAGUGUCGCUUGCAUGACUUAUCAAUCCACCACUUUUAAAAUUGUUUUGCAUUUACUGAAUUCCAAUUUAGUUGUUUUUUUAUUAUUUUUUUUGGAUUGCAUUAAACUGAAUGUUUUCAUGCGGUCGCCACAACAGCACUGAUGUGGGUUUUGUUGUAAAUAAACAGUUUCACCGUAAAUUUCUGUUCCAGGAUCGAGGCCAGGAUCACUGUGCGCCUUUCACUAAAAGAAAAACAAAAAAAACUUUUGUGCAAUAAAAACACUUGAAAAUG